Syzygium oleosum is the source of this 1570-nucleotide messenger RNA. Its product is annotated as G-protein coupled receptor 1. Gene Ontology annotation, cellular component: plasma membrane. The record is from RefSeq and is a predicted model, not a curated record. The transcript is spliced from 9 exons. NCBI's taxonomy places the organism in Eukaryota, Viridiplantae, Streptophyta, Magnoliopsida, Myrtales, Myrtaceae. Gene Ontology annotation, molecular function: G protein-coupled receptor activity. Gene Ontology annotation, biological process: adenylate cyclase-activating G protein-coupled receptor signaling pathway; cell surface receptor signaling pathway. The coding region runs from base 201 to 1181 and encodes 326 amino acids.
AGUUCCGCACAUCGUAUCAACAAUUCCUGGAAAAUUUUCCCAGAGCAAUUCAGCACUCGAGCCCCACCACCACCUGCUGCGCUGCCGCUUCGACAUUCUCUCUCUCGUUUUCCCGGAAAAAACCCAAAUUCCGGGAAAAGGAAAAGGCCUCGAGAUCACUGAUCACAGAGAGAGAGAGAGAGAGGGAGGGAGGGAGAGAGAUGGUGAGCGCGGGGCAAGCGGCGGCGGCGGCGGCGGCGGGCGGGAACCUGAGCCUGCACGAUCGCGAGAUCCUGACGUCGGUGAACGCGGUGGCGUCGAGCUUCUCGCUCCUGGGCUCCGGCUUCAUCGUCCUCUGCUACGUCCUCUUCAAGGAGCUCCGCAAGUUCUCCUUCAAGCUCGUCUUCUACCUCGCCCUCUCCGAUAUGCUUUGCAGUUUCUUCAACAUAAUUGGUGAUCCAUCCAAAGGAUUCUUCUGUUAUGCUCAGGGCUAUACCACCCACUUCUUUUGUGUGGCAUCCUUUCUUUGGACAACAGUGAUUGCAUUCACUCUUCACCGAACUGUUGUUAGACACAAAACCGAUGUUGAAGAUUUGGAGGCUAUGUUUCACUUAUAUGUAUGGGGCACAUCUUUGGUUAUGACGGUCAUACGCUCUAUUGGCAAUGAUCACAGAAAUUUAGGUGCAUGGUGUUGGUCACAAACGGGGCGCACAGGGAAGGCAGUCCACUUCAUUACGUUUUACGCGCCACUCUGGGGAGCCAUCCUUUAUAAUGGUUUUUCAUACUUUCAAGUGAUACGCAUGUUAAACAAUGCCACACGUAUGGCAGUUGGCAUGUCAGAUCGAGCAUACCACUCAGAUGCAAGACCUGAUAUGAAGGCUUUGAACAGGUGGGGAUAUUACCCGCUCAUUCUGAUAGGAUCGUGGACUUUUGGUACAAUCAAUCGCAUACAUGACUUCAUUGAACCUGGACAUAAGAUUUUUUGGCUGUCUCUUCUUGAUGUUGGCACUGCUGCUCUGAUGGGCCUGUUCAACUCAAUAGCAUAUGGCCUGAAUUCUUCGGUGCGACGGGCGAUUCGCGAGAGAUUGGAUCUAGUAAUCUGGCCGGAGACGAUUAGGCCAUGGUUGCCCAACAGUUCAAGGAUCAGAAACCAACAGCAAGAGAGUGAGCUAGUGUCACUGAAAAUCCAAGAUCCGCACUGACGAUUUCAAAAUUAUAUGCCCAUCUUCUUCGACAAGGUGAAGUGAUUGAGUAAGCCAUGGAGCUACCGCUUUUGAUAACCCUCAUCUGACUGAUCCGAAGUUCCGGUAGACGCUCGUGAGAUUGGACCGUUUCUUACUUCUUUUUCUAAUGAAACACCUAGUAAUUUUUUUGUGACGAAGGGGGUAGUGUCGCCAAUCAGCAACCGGUAGCCGCAAUCUUGUACAAUAGAAGCGAUUUUUUUCUGCUGCUAGAGGGACUCGGGUUUCGGUUCCCCGUUUUGUAGGUUGAUUUGUAUAGAAUAUAUUCUUUCCACGACGGACUGAUCGCCGGACCGCAUGGUACGUUUCCGUACACUGACAUGAUCAGAGUAACUGCAUCAUUUUUCUCU